AUGAGUAAGAAAGGAAGAGGCCGCGUUAAGAGGAAGGAGGUGCAGAGUGAGGAUGGGUGGACUGUUAUUACCCAUGGCUUGGCGAGUAUCUCGCUUGAUGGGAAUGGGAAGAAGGAGGCAGAUACUGGGUCCUUGCCUACGAGGAUUGUGGAGGGACUAACAGCGGAGAAAUUAUUGGACGAUUUUCGCCUCCUUCAAGAGCGGUGGGAAGAUACGCUGCUUUCGAAGCAAGUCAAAGAGAUUGUGGAGAAGAGGAGCGCUGAUGGCAAAUGGGGUGUUGAAGAAGCGAUAGUCAAAGAAGAGAACAAGGACAUCAAGAUACAGUGCUUCGCCCAAGACCCAGCCUUCACAGCCCUCGACAUCGAAUUCCUAUCUCACCUCUCCAUCACGGUCCUCGACUCCGAUCUCCAAGUCCAUAUCACGUCCAAAUCCUUCGUCUACUCGCCGUUCGUGGACUGGUUCCUUCUCCUACCGACGUUCCUCAAAUCGAAAGACCCGGUGUUGUAUGUAGGCAACGAGAUUCUGGAUGACUAUAGUGUAUAUGCGCAAACGAAGGAGAAGAAAGAGCGAUUGGAGGAGUGCAAUGAGGUGGGUAAGAGGUGGGUAAAAGGCAGGGAAAAGGUGGCGCUAAGAGAGUUCGAAAAGCAUGGGAAUGCGUUGAAUGGGAUGGUUGUGUAUUUGAGGAAUUGUGAUGAGGACGCAGAGGAAGAGGAAGAUACAGAGGCGAAGCUUGGAGAAGAAGAUAACAAAGAGGCGACUCCCAAAGAAGAGAUCUAG
Alternaria incomplexa is the source of this 777-nucleotide messenger RNA. RefSeq lists its product as uncharacterized. The record is from RefSeq and is a predicted model, not a curated record. NCBI's taxonomy places the organism in Eukaryota, Fungi, Ascomycota, Dothideomycetes, Pleosporales, Pleosporaceae. The transcript is spliced from 2 exons. Bases 1 to 777 code for a protein of 258 amino acids.